Molecule: messenger RNA, 11878 nt
Organism: Podarcis lilfordi (Lilford's wall lizard)
Lineage: Eukaryota; Metazoa; Chordata; Lepidosauria; Squamata; Lacertidae
Source: the annotation of a GenBank genome assembly
CGUGUGUUUUGGGGCUUUUACAUUUAAUUAUCCUACAUAACUAAAAGCGAAGUUCUUCUAGAGUUGAUGGUUUUGAUUUCAUAAGCGCAAGAGGGAGACAGUUGCAGCUUUGGGGAACAAAAUAUGUUCAACUUCUUAUGAGGAGAGGGGGUGCUGACCCCCCCCCCCCGAAACUGCCCAGUGAGCCCUGGCUGUGCUCAAUGCGUGCUGUGUGUGUGAUGUGAGAGGAUGGGAAGGAAUAUCCUGGGAGGGGGAAAAUAAGGACAGGACUCGAAAGACUCCGUAGUGCCAUUUUUCUGUCGGCCUUCUGCAUUUCUAGCACUCUCGACCCCCGCACAUGGAGGAUGCUGUCAGCUGCGAUAGAGAACCGGAAGUCUCCCUGCAGCAGAACCGUAACCCCUUGCAGCAGCAGCAGCAGCAGCCUCGUUGCGCAAGCGCAGUGGGCGAAGAGCUCUCGCUCGCUCGCGGAAAGUUCAAAGCGGGGUCGAGGCCCGGCCAAGAGGGCGCCUGCGCACGCCUUCCUCCUUCAGCCCAAGGAGACUACGGCACUGCGCCUGCGCAUUUGGAGGCUCCCUUGCCGGCGCAGGCGCCGUGGCUUCGCCGGCUGCAGCGGGCGCUUUCUGAGGCGAGAGGCGUUGGGCUGGAGGUGGGGAGCCGCCCUGUGUCCGCAUUAUGUACCAGCGGAGCCGGGCGGUGGCCGGGCGCCUGGGGCCCCGGUGCCCGUGGAGGUGGGGAGGAAGCGGCGGCGGCGGCGACAGGCUCCGGCUGGGCCACGGCGACGCGGCGCGAUGUUGUUACCGGGCGCGGCCGAAGGUGAGAGAGCGAGCGAGGAGAGAGCGGGAGACGGGAGGGCGGGGUGGGCAAAGGGGCGUGGCCGGGCGCGGAGGGGGCGUGGCCAGGCGACCCUGCUCCUUUCUGAGGGCUGAUGAUGGGAGUCCCGGAAGGAGGGCUGCUUUGGGGGGGGGGGCGUGUUGGCACAUGGUCCGUGGGACCAACUUGCUGAGCACUGAGUUGGGUAGGAUCGCGAGUGGCGAGAUUGGCAACUGGAUCGUUGCUCGUGCCUCCCUCGUGGGCUGAGCCCGUGUGUGUGUGUAUAUGUGUGUGUGAUUGUGUGUAUGUGUUUAUGUUUAUUUAUCUAUCUAGCUGUGUGUGUGUGUGAUUGUGUGUUUGUGUUUAUGUUUAUUUAUCUAUCUGGUUGUGUGUGUGUAUGCGUAUGCAUGCGCGCGCGCACACACACACACACACACACACACAGUACAUGCUUGGGAGGGGGCUUGAGUGCAUGGUGAAGUGGACCCAGUACCCUGGAAACAUAGUCUUCAUGGUUCUUAAAGUGCCACAAUACACAUGCCCUCUUAUAUAUAUUUGCAUAUGUACGCCCAGUGCUUUUUUUCCUUUAAAAAAUGUUUAGGGGUACAGUCAUACCUCUUGUUACGCUGGGUUCCGGUUACAUCUUUUCAGGUUGCGUCCCGCAGCGACCCGGAAGUACCGGAAAGGGUUACUUCUGGGUUUCGCCGCAUGUGCAGACGCGCAAAAUGACAUCACGCGCAUGUGCAGAAGUGGCGAAUCGCGACCCAUGCAGACGCGGGUUGCGUUCCUUGCAGGUUGCGAAUGGGGCCCCGGAAUGGAUCCCAUUCGCAACCAGCGGUACCACUGUACUCUCAUUUUGAUUCAAGAAAAUCACCAUUUUAUAGUUCAGAUUGGGAAAAAUAAAUACAGUAAAUGGACAAAAGUACAAAGAUUCACAAAACGUUGAGGAGCGUCCCCCCAGAAAAAAAGCACUGCAUACGCCACAAUUAAUUGGCCUUCUAAAAUUCAGAUCUUCACAACAAGGGGUUGGGUUGGGGCUGUGCUAAGAUGAGCUAUAUAGCAGUGACUGGAGAAGGAGUGACCACUGGGCAAAGAGAAGAAAUUUCCUGGUGCACCCAGAGCAGCAAAAGCAGACGCCUUCCUGUGCCCCACCUACAACAAAACAUGCCUCUCCUGUAUCAGGCUCUACAGCCACAGCAAGUGCUGUAACUUUCCAACAGUUUGACUUCAUCCCUGAAGGCACACUCUUUCAUUGUCCCUGAGAUAGACAACAAACAGUGGGGAAGCAGGGAAUAGGAUCUGUAGGCAAGGGCAAAUUGCUGAAGUGGGGCUUACUGACUGAUCACUGGAUACCAUCUUAGUCUGUGAAGCUUCACUCAGCUCUGCCCACCCGUUUUCAGGUUUUGCCCUGCAUUUAUGCCAACUGGAAAACUGACAUUUUCAAAAUACAGUGGUACCUCUGGAUGUGAAUGGGAUCCAUUUGCAUCCUGAAGCAAACACAACCCGUGUCUGCGCGGGUCGCAAUUCGCCGCGUCUGCGCAUGCGCGUGACGUCAUUUUGAGUGUCUGUGCGAGCAGCGAAACCCAGAAGUAACAUGUUCCGUUACUUCCGGGUUGCCGCGGAGCACAACCUGAAAACACUCAACCCAAAGCUACUUUAACCCGAGGUAUGACUGUACCAGGUUCUGCCUCUGAUAUUGUUGCUAGGCAUUUUUACUUUGCACUAUCUUGUGUGUCAGUUUCUAUGCAAUGCUGAACACAAAAAUGACCACUUAACUGAUGUGAUCUGGUGUGAGGAUGUGAAAUAUCUAAAACAGUUCCAUUCUCACUGAAUACCAAGGUAGCCUGGGAGAUGUAAACUGGCUGGUGCAGGAAUUGAGGAAAGGAAUAUGGGACUGUUCUCUUUAGAUCCUUAUAUAGGCCUGGUGCCAGAACCAGUAACUUAGCAGUUGUCAAUCUUAUGUCAAAUCUUGUCAUGCUUCCCAUUUAUCGGUGUGUGUGGGUUUUUAAAAAGAACCAAGAAUGGUGGCUGAGGCUGUAGGACUUUCUUUUUUUUGGAAUAUAAUUUUUCUUAUUUUCUUUAAUAAAAAAACAUAAAACAUAAAAUAUAACAACAUUACAAUAACAAAUCAAUUUCAUUUGCUCCACUGAGCUUGUGACUUCCCUCCCUCCAUUCAACUGUUUUCCCAUUUCCUAAUAAAUUGUAUGUGCAAUUUAGCUGCCAGUUUCUGUCCUUCAACAUAUAUCCAAUCCUUUUAUUAUCAGUGGUCAGAUACUAUUUUUAUGUUAUGUUACAGGAUUCAUAUCAGUCCUGCUAGUGUCUUCACAUUUUUGUAAUGAACUUUCAUAUAUUCCAUAAAUUUACUCCAAUCUCUUUGGAAUUUCUGGUUGUCUUGGUUCCGGAUCCUCAAAGUCAGCUUAGUCAAUUCCGCAUAGUCCAUCAUUUUCUUCUGCCACUCCUCAGUCAUUGGUAAUUCUUGUGAUGUCCACCUUUGGACUAACAAAGUUCUUGCUGCAGUGGUAGCAUACAUAAAUAGUCUUUGAUAUACUUUUGCAAUUUCUUCUCCCAUCAACCCGAGCAAAAAUGCUUCUGUUUUUUUGAGGAGGAUAAUUUAGGUCAGGCUUCCUCAAACUCGGCCCUCCAGAUGUUUUGGCCUACAACUCCCAUGAUCCCUAGCUAGCAGGACCAGUGGUCAGGGAUGAUGGGACUUGUAGUCUCAAAACAUCUGGACGGUCAAGUUUGAGGAAGCCUGAUUUAGGUGCUUUUGCAAGCUUCUUUCACUUCUCAGGAGUUCCAGGGGCACAGCUGGGCUACCUAGCUUUAAUUGUCCUCAAAUACUUUCUUUUAUUCUAGGACCUGGAUGGCUCAUGGGACAAACUACCUCCAAGGCUAGUCUCUUCCGGUUCCAUAGGACCGACAUUCCACUCCCUCUUCACCAAGAACCCAUCGGAAGUUCCCACUGUCCUGCCUGCACCUCCUGGGGACAACUUUGCCGUUAUCAACAGUACAAAACUGAAGACCAGCCUUUGCCCGCCGAUGCGCUAUCUAGAGACUAGGGUCCUUCCCCACCCCGCUGUGCUUUCCCCACCAGAGGGCAUGGAGGGUGCCAUCACGCUGGUGAACGGGAGGCAAGAGGACGAUAUUGCAGUGCAAGAGAGCGAAGGGCUGGACGGUGCCUCUUUAGACUCCCUGCACAGCCUUUUCCACGGCUGGCAGUACCGAUCGCCUUACCAGGCUUCAGAGGUAGCACUGGGGCCCCUUGCACCUUUCAGGGCUACUACCGGGACUCCCUCCCCAGUUAGUUCUCCAGAAAGGAAUGACCCCAGCAUGGAAGAGCAUCUUGCAGUCAUGCAUCAGAAACUACGGAAAGAGGUAUAUAUGGGGGAUCUUGUCCUGUUAUGGGGCUUAGUGCUUUUGCUUUGCUAGGGCUGGAAGACUUCCCGAAAGCAGGCUAGCAUAUUCUGAACUCGAUAUUGGAAUAAGGAGUGGCAUGGCAGGCUGGGUUCUGUUCUGUGUGGCUUGGGCAGGAGUUAAGGGCCCCUUCUUGUUAUGCUGUCCUUUGGAUUCCUCAUCUUGACAUACUUGGAGGUUAGGUUCAGCGUUUACUGCUUUACUACUCAAGAGGUCCGGAGGGUGGCAACACGAGACGGGGCCUUCUCUGCAGUGGCUCCCCGUUUGUGGAAUGCUGUCCCCAGGGACGUUCUCCUGGGGCCUUCAUUACACACCUUUAGGCACCAGGCAAAAAUGCUCCUUUUUAACCAGGCAUUUGGUUGAUCUGAUUAACAUCCUAUGCCCCUUUAAAAAAAAAUUUUUUGGGGGGGGGAGCUAUUGGGUUGUUGUUUUUAUUUUUAUUGGGUAUUUUGUGGUUUUGUAUCUUGAUUUUAUUCUGUGAACUGCCCUGCAACCUCUGAGUAUUGGGCGGUAUAUAAAUUCAGUAAAUAAUAAUAAUUUAUGAGAUAAAUUCACCCCGAGGUGGUUUUUACAUGGUGAAUAUCAUGAAGUAAGUUAGUUUCAUGUACUAAGAUCUGAAAUCUUCUAUGCCACAACCUUUGUCUGCAGUGUUUUCUUUGUUCUAGUGCCUUCCUUUCAUGAGAAGACAAAAAAAAUUUUAUCACGCGAAAUUGACUUGGGUUGCUUACACAACAGACAUUUAAAGCACAUUCCUUCCUGCCCCCCCCCAAGAAUCUUGGGAACUAUAGUUCACCCAUCAGACCUACAAUUCCCAGCACCCUUAACAACUACAGUUUCCAGGAUUGGGCAGGGGGGAGUCAUGUGCUUUAAAUGAAUGGUAUGUGUGCAGUCUUAAUGGAAAUGCCUGCCACAUUGAGAAAUAACACAUGAAUCUUCCCAUAUCUCCUUGGAUGACUUCCAGCCAUCAUGUUUAUCUGUGUUAUUGGCAGGGGUGGAGGGGUGAGGAGUAGGGUGGAAGUAGCCUCAGUGAGGAAGCCUCACUAUCACAGGUCACAGGCAGUGGGAAAAACCUCUGCCUGCUUGAGACCCUAGAGGGCCCAGAAAUUAUAGCAGUAAAGAAAUACCACUGAGAACUGAAAACUUGAAAUUGAAGCAUAGGAUUUCAUAUUUUAAGGGCCUGAGUAUUUGACUUCUAAAAGCCUCUUUUGCAAUGAGGCGGGAGUUCAAGGCAGGGAUCCAAAAAACCCAAGAAGUAGCUUGGAGUUCUCCUUCUCUUACAACCACCUCCUGGAGCUACUCAUGAAAGCCAGGGGAUUUUGGUGCAUUAAUAUCCAGCACGUAACAAGUCCCAUCCAUGCAGAAAACGUUUUGUUAUGUGCACGAGUCUCAGAAUCCUGGCCCACUUUCUUACUAAAGUGUAUAUACCAAUUCUAUUUUAUAUUUGUGCAUGGAAGGCUGAGUCAGAAUACCAGAUUUUAAAAUGUAAAUUUCCACAUACGAAGUUGAGGUUUCGAAUUGGAAUUAACCAAGAAUAUGUUCCCACUCCCCUGGGUCAAACCUAGGCCAAAGAGCCCACAAUCUGAAUUGAGGAAGAGAGAGCUGUUAGCCACGUACUAUAGAUGUGAAAGCUGAGGACAGGGGGAAGUUUUUUGAAGGUAGCCCUGGAAGCCUGCAGCUGGGCUGGGAAUGUUUCAUACUUCAUAGUUUUUGUUUUGUCUCCCCCCCCCACCCCCUCGUCCAGUUACCAUACUUCUUUUUGAAGACCCACGACUAUGGGAUCUACUCCCAGGAAGUAGAGUUCAUCAAUGAGAUUCUGCAUCUGAGAACACGGUCAGUUCUAGGAACAGUGAAGGGAUUGGGGGGGAUGCCUGCCUGCUGAAUGACCUGCUCUCUGAUGACGGGGGAGAGGUUCUGUGAGACGUUUAAAGUAGAUGAAAGAAAACAGUCCCUUCUAUCCAUUGUGUAAGUUAAAGAUCUAAUGGUUGCAUAGCAGAAGUUAUCUGGCUCUCUGUGGGAAGCAUCGCAAAGAUAAUGGACCAUCUUGAGGACUCAAGAAAGCAGGCAGUGUCUAGACAACCUGAAUCACUGGCAGAAGUGGUUUGCUAUAUUCAGUGGGCAUUACUCAAAUCUUUCCAAAAUGGCACCAUUCCCAAUGCCCUAGCUGGCACUCUACCUCAUCUUUUGUAUUUUAUUUAUUAAACUCCACCCCACUUUUCAUCAGCCUGUCUUUAGGGCAAGGUUUCUUUCACAAUUCCUCAUCCAUCGCAUCUCCUUUGUCAAUGUCUUCUUAUAAUUACAUACCCUGUCCUGUCACGUUGGAUGUGACACUUGGCAAAUGGUGUCACACUGCAGAGACACAGCAAGAGCAAUAAAGAGCUCAGGCUGGGCUUCCCGGAGUCAUGCCUUAGUCUCUGAAUAUUUUGAAAUGGACUCUCAUGUGCUUAUGCCGUUUGGCAAAUACCUUACCAUUGAAUUUGAGUUGAGCAUAAGUAGAGAAACGAAGAUUUACAGGGCUCUCUUCUAGCAUGGGCCCCUUGUAGUACGGUGAAGUGUUGCUUCUGCCUGAGAGCAUGUUGGAAGAAACAACAGUAUGAUGAAAGAGCUUUGGACCCUCAUCCCUGUGCUCUGAUAUUGGUUGGAUGAUCUUGCUUCAGCUUACUGAAACAUCCCCAACAAUUGCUGCUACUUCAGUUAUCCUCUGAAAUCCCUUGGUUGCCUUCAGCAUCUAGCUGUUCUGUGUCAGGGGAUCAUAUGCUUAAAGGUCUAAUUCCCAAAUAUUUGUGAAUUACUUACUAACUUGCAGCAGAAUUUGUAUGUUUCCUCUUCUUUUCCCCACCCCCAACAAGCAUUUUGUUUAAUGCGAGAUUACAUGAGUUAUCUGUGGCAUUUGAUCUGUUUCACGUGUGAGUCUUUGUUGUAGUCCUCGGGGGCUGAAAGGCAUGUGCCAACUUGCCCCUGAGUGAGUGAGCUUAUCGGGGGUUGCCAGUGUUCACAGAGACUUUCCUAUAGGGCCCUCUCCCAUGCCUGAAAUUAAGCUCGAAAAAAGCCCUAUGUUGUAGUUGGCUGAAAAGGUGGUGAUUUGUGUGGAGUGCUCACGACAGUUUCUCCAGCUUGCAAAUGGGUCCCCAAAAGGCUGGCUACUCUUGAUCUAUUUAGGGAAGGAAGAAUGGUUGGGGGAACCUUCUUAAUCAGCUUCCCAGGUGUUAUGGCUAGAACUGUACUGCUUCUGUCUAAACCUGCAGGGAUGAACAGAGAGGGAAGUUCAAGAUACGCCAUUCUACUUGAGAUGGCAGUGUGAAUCAUCUGUCUCGGUAGGCAUGAGAGGACUAGGUCAUUCCCUAUCUGGGAGGAUGGGGGAAAGUGUGUCUUUAUUUCCUAUCCUAGUCUGACCUUUCCAUUCUCUUCACCUCUCUGCCUCCCAUCACCAGCGGCCGAACCAUGUACCAGUUGGCGCUGACCUUCUGCCGUUUCUUGGCUUGGAACUACUUUGCCAGUUUGCACAUGGAGGUGCUGAAGGUGACACAGCACCCUGAGAACUGGAGCAUCCAAGCCCGGUGGCGGAUUAAAGGGCUGCCUUUCCAUGUAUUCCUUUUGCGCUUCUACAAGAAGGAUAAGAGUGAGCUGUACAGGUGAGACAUCUCCUUUAGGGUAGCAAUCUCUUUAGAGCUGAGCAGCCCCAGACAAAUGUAUCGUCUUGUGUAACCCCUGGCAUCAGAACUAGGGCUUUUGACAUGCUUCUAUCAUUCUUUUUUUUGGGGGGGGGGGUGAGGAAGGGAGUGAAAAGGUAACCAUCUUGCUCUGAGUUAAUGAAAUUCUUACACCAGAGCUAGUCUUCUGAAAGCACUGUACUGUACAGUGGUACCUUGGUUCUCGAACUUAAUCCAUUCCGGGAGUCUGUUCGACUCCCGAAAACUGUUCGAAAACCGAGGCGUGGCUUCCGAUUGGCUGCAGGAGCUUCCUGCACUCAAGUGGAAGCUGCGUCGGACGUUCAGCUUCCGAUAAACAUUCACAAACCGGAACACUUACUUCCAUGUUUGCGGCGUUUGGGAGCCGAUUUGUCUGGUAGCCAAGCCAUUCGAGAACCAAGGUACCACUGUAUUUAGACUGGCUUGCUGUGGCUAGGGUUAAAUAGCAAUGGGAACGUCUUAAGAAAAAUAGUGUCUUCUGCUUAUUUGGGUGCUGUUUGAGGGCUGUUAGCAUGAUCUGAGCCUUUCAGAUGCAGUAAUAUAUUCAAAACACGUGUACUUUCAUGCUGUAUUUGUUGGAAGACGCCACCCAACUGAUCUUUUGCCUAUUUUUUUUUUUAAUUCCUCUCCAGGACCUAUGAUGCCUAUUCUACUUUCUACUUAGAUUCACAAGGAUUGAUUAAGUGUCACAGGGUAAGCAAGGUGAGUGUUGGUGCAUGAAUACCACCUGCAGGGGAGAGUAGAAACACUCUCCCCCUCCCCAUGCCUACCACCCCUUCACUUUGCUUGGUUCUAGAGACGAAGAUAAUUUAUACUCACCAGCCUAAUUCCUGGCUUAUUUUCCCCUUGCAGCUCAUGCCAUCCCAGCCUCCCCUGAACAAGUUGAAAAAGCUUGUCGUAGCCUCGUUGUUGGGGCUGGGGCUGUCAGAACAGAAGCCGUCGCUGCUCCUGCUGUUAUCAAUUCUGGCUGGCAAGCAGCAGGAAACACCACUAGGUUGUAGGGAUAGCUGAAGUCCAGCCCUCUCACUAGUCAUGUCUCUCAGCUCAUUGACAAUAUCUGUGUGUGGCUGGCAGGAUGCCUCUAGUGGCUCAUUGUGUAUCGGUGUUGCCUCUCUAUAAAUAGCGUGGGCUUUGCCUUCCAUGUGGCUGUCAAUUGCACCAGCAAGCGCUGUAUAAAGAUGGUUGUAAUUUAAUCUGUACAUAAUAAAAGGUUUAUGUUGAAAAGAAGUCUGGGCGAAUGAAGUGGCUCCAUCGUAGAAGCACAACUUGCAUCUAAACUACUGAUUCAGAGCAGAGGCCCCCGUUUCACAACACCCUUUUCAGCAGCAUGAAAAGGCGGUCCCUGUUUUGGCAGUCUUUCAGGGCACAUGCAGAUGGCCAAAAAGGGCUGGCAGCUUUCAGAUGCCAAUGGUCACCGCGGAGGAGGCGAAUCACAGCGAUGGGGGUGCAUCAUCUCUUAGCAGCGCUUUAUAAAGAUCGCCAUGAAAUGAGGAAUGCCUCUAUGGAUCAAAGUGCUUGCUGAGAAGGGACGGAAUCAAGGCAUAUAAUGUGCAAACAGUGUUUCAUAAAGGGUGGCUUGUCUUGGCAAGAGCUUCUUUGCACGGAAAAUUGAGCUGCAUGAAAAUUUUGUCCAGCGCCAAUCUAGACUUGUGGUUGAUUUUAUAUUGUAUCUUAAAAAUCAUUAUAAGGAUGAUUGUAUUAAUCAAAACAAUAUCUCUGUUGGGCUAGGAAAGUUAUUAGGUAAUUGGCAGCUUAUAUUUAUACUUAGACACAACUUCCAUCAAACCUGACCGUUGGCCAUGCUGGCUAGAGCUGAUGGGAAGAGAGUCCAACAGCACCUGGCAGGCCACAGCUCAGUCACCCUUGGCUUAAGAGAAACAGAGUAGUAAUUGACAAUAUAAAUCAGAGGUUUUCAAUCUUGUUUGAGUCCAUGGCUCCCUUGACCAACUACAUUCUUUCUGCAGCACCCCUGAGAGACUCAGGAGCCCUGUUAUGUCACCUCUUACCUGCAGAGCUGGCUGCCUCUCACCCUUUUUCGAACUCUCCCCUCUUCUUGGGAGUCCUCCAGGCAGCCGCUGCUGCCGUCCCUGGUCUCUAAGCUGUCCCCACUCCAAAAGAGAGGUGCCUCCUCACACUGCCCCACAGGGGCCUGGGAAGCAGCUCCUGGCCAGCCCCAGAGGCACCAUUCGUCUGGGGAGAUUGUAGCCAGGGCUGCUGCAACAAACAGCUUUGACAACCUUUGGGAGGUAGAGAUGCAAGCGGGCAUCAAAGGGAAAGAAAGAGGGACAGAGGCAGGCCAGUGUUGCCUGUCCAUCAUUCAAGGCACCCCAGGGUGCCACCGCACACUGGAUGAAAACCACUGCUAUAAAUAAAAGCCUGUUUCAGAUUUCUCUACAACACAUUUCUCUAUCAUAAAUAGGGUUUUUUCUACUAUGUAACUAAAAACAAGGCAGGCAUUCCAGCUUCCUGUAGCAACAUUGUAGAUUUUGUACUGAGUACAGGCACAGCAGAUUUUACAUUAGUAAAUUCCCCAUCGGCUAGUACCAUCUUUGGAAGCUUUGUUGAGGUAUGGUGUCAAAUGUCAUAAUUGUGUAAGCACAGAAAGUGGUACUGUGAAAUAGUCUUAAGAAUGUCAGCUUUCUUUUCGCUAAAGAGAAAAUGUUAAUCUUAAUGAUUGCAAAGAUGCUUAAAAAUGUCACCAAGGCAUCCUGAAUCUUAAAAUGAGAGGUGUGUCAAGCUUUCCAAGGUGUGGAAGCAGAAUGUCAGUGUCGUACAGAGCUUAACUUGUCAGGGGGAAGCAGAGUAAGUUAGAGAAUAAGAACAUAUUUACUUAUCACUGAAUUAUUUCCAGCAUUCAUUUAUUCUUGAGAGAAUUUUAACUUUAGCAGCACAAACUGCCAGCUUUAUAUACUGGAAAUCCUUAACCAAACUGUUCAACCACAAGAUAAUGUAUGAACUGCCCCAGAGUGUAGGUUAGCUGCCUGCAUUGGCUGGGAACUGCUGUGAAUCCUAUACAGUGGUGCCCCGCAAGACGAAUGCCUCGCAAGACGGAAAACCCGCUAGACGAAAGGGUUUUCCGUUUUUGAGUUGCUUCGCAGGACGAAUUUCCCUAUGGGCUUGCUUCGCAAGACAAAAAUGUCUUGCAAGUCUCGAGAUUUUUUUCGCUUUUCGCCCCUUUAUCUAAUCUGCUAAGCCUUUAAUAGCCUUUAAUAGCCUUUUAGCAGCUAAUCCGCUAAGCCUUUAAGCCUUUAAUAGCCGCUAAACCGCUAAUAGUGCUAAUCCGUUAAGCCGCUAAUAGGGUUGCUUCGCAAGACGAAAAAACCGCUAGACGAAGACUCUCGCGGAACGGAUUAAUUUCGUCUUGUGAGGCACCACUGUAUAGCAUUCUGUAUUAGACCUAGAUGAAUUAAUUGACUCCACUGCAAAAUGUGCAAAUGCUUGCAUAGCAUGAAUAUAGCCAACACAAGUGACAAACUAUAGUAGCUUAAAUAGCCAUAGCUACACUGCAGUCCAAGACAGCUGUAUGAGUUCCAAAGAGACUUUCCUCCUCUUACCAAGAAAGAGAAGGGAAGCAAUUACUCAUGAGUGUUUGUAGAAAAAAGAUUUUAUUCAGUGCCUUGAAAUGACAUCAAAACUAUACAGCUGUACAAAUAAGUGUCCCAGGGUUGGUGGGGAGAAGCUGAUAACUGAGAAGAAGCCUAUCCCAGCUCCUCCCGGGUCUUCCCCACUUUCUUGGGUAGCUUCUUGUUGGACGCAUCCUCCAAUUCUUUGGCUUUGUAGUAAUGUGGGGCCACCUCCAACAGCCACGUACUGUCAAUCUCUAUGACCUGCAAGGUACAGAGAAUAUUUCAUUGUUGGCCCCACUCACUGUCAACUGGCACACUGAUCAUUUUCUUCUUUGGGGAAAACCAAAGCGUUCCAUAGACCCUGCUAGAGUGAGCACAAUAAAAUACAAGUAUGUUUCUAAACCC